Molecule: messenger RNA, 1609 nt
Organism: Salvelinus namaycush (lake trout)
Lineage: Eukaryota; Metazoa; Chordata; Actinopteri; Salmoniformes; Salmonidae
Exons: 2
Coding region: 130-1116 (328 amino acids)
Biological process (GO): G protein-coupled receptor signaling pathway
Cellular component (GO): membrane
Molecular function (GO): G protein-coupled receptor activity
Source: RefSeq, a predicted model, not a curated record
UUGAAUGUCUUGGACGUACUCAGAUUGACGAGAUAAUCACUCAAUUUUUACACGUGUUGGAAACUAUGAGAAGAAAGAGGCCACGAUGAAAAAAUCCAAUACCCAAAAUACACCAUCAAAAGAGGGAUAAUGUCGAUACCAAACGGGACUGGAGAAACGGGCGUAAAGGACUACACCUAUGUACGGGUUUGUGCGUCGACCGUCUCCUUCAUAAUAUUGGCGUUCUUCAACAUCGUCAUUAACUGGACUAUAGUGCGCGAGGAGCGACUUCGGGGCCAUGCGCGCUUUGUGUUAGUUUUUCACCUGUUGAUGUCAGCUCUGGUGUACUUUGGCAUGUGCUCUGUUUUCUACCUCCAGAUUUACCUCGGCGCCAGGCUGGUGGCAUCCAUCUGUGUGGCCAUGGUAACUGUCCUAAUCACCAGCGCGUCCAAUAUACUCCUGACUCUCACUGCUAUGGCGCUGGACCGUUAUUUUGCUGUCUGUCACCCUAUGAAGUACAGUUCUGUCUGGCAUUGGCCCUGGUUAGUUGGACUACUGACGUGGGGGCUCGCGCUGGUUAUUCCCCUCACUCUGCUCCCCAAGACGGAGCUGGACGCCACUGGUCCAAAUGGGGAAUGUGGACGGGAACAGUUGAAGAAAGGUGAAGUGAAAAAAAUCUUGCUGAUAUCUGUGUGUACGAUACUGAUUCUGUACAGUUAUGUAAGGAUACUGUUUGAGGGGCGAAGGUUGGGAGUGAUAAAUCGACGCAAUAGUGUCGGAUGCAAGACCAUCGCCCUGCACUUUACUCAACUCGCUGUGUACAUCCUCCCCAACUUUGUGCUAAUAGUUAUCCAGAAACAAGAACACCUUCAGCCGGGGACCAAAGAACUGUCAGCGGUGGUUAGCUUUGCCUUCUUUAGUUUGGCGCAGUGCAUAGCACCAAUCGUCUACGGUUUGCGUAAAGAGGAACUCUUGGAGCAGGUGCAUCGCCGGUUCCCUUGUUGUUCCCGCCAACUGAAAAGCGUUCUCGAGUGGACCGUGCGUGCCACGACGCCUCGUCUGCAUCCACAGCCACGGGAAAGAACAUUGACAUCCCAGACACUCAUCUCACUGGAGCCUCCACAGACACCAGUAUAAGGGAAGAGGGAGCCCUCACUACUAACUCAACUACUCCUGUAACAGACCCAUCAGUAUGUCUCCAGUGCUCCAUAGGCUGGGCUAAAGACGUUUUGUACCAGACUGAUACUGCCACCCGAAUGCCAUGGAGACGCUGGUGGAAUGGAGGGUGUAGCAACUAGACAUCACAACACAUUUGGGAGCAUAUUGUAUAUCCAUACAGUGUGGAUUCACCCUCUUUUGUUGAUUCAUUCAUACAGUACUUGAAUAUCCAGCAUCUGCACAAAGCUAUGAAAGUGCUUCUGUUCUACCCCGGAUGUAGUGACUUUAUAGGAAUGGGUAUCACUGUGAACAUACCGGCCCCAGACCUGUAUUAUGUUAACUGUACAGUGUCAGAGAAGAGUCCAACGAGGAUUUGACUAAUUUGACCGAAAAUAUACAGUACAAAACAGUGGCACAGCCAGAGAUUUGUUGAUGGGUGGGCCAAAAAUAUACACUACCGUUCAAAAGUGUG